Molecule: messenger RNA, 5763 nt
Organism: Penicillium canariense
Lineage: Eukaryota; Fungi; Ascomycota; Eurotiomycetes; Eurotiales; Aspergillaceae
Product: ubiquitin-protein ligase RKR1
Exons: 11
Coding region: 1-5763 (1920 amino acids)
Biological process (GO): methylation; rescue of stalled cytosolic ribosome; ribosome-associated ubiquitin-dependent protein catabolic process
Cellular component (GO): cytosol; RQC complex
Molecular function (GO): ubiquitin protein ligase activity; methyltransferase activity; ribosomal large subunit binding
Source: RefSeq, a predicted model, not a curated record
AUGAGCAAAAAGUUCAAGUCACAGGCCUCCAGCAGUCGGGCGGCUGCCAGUGCCUUUGGGGGAUUUGGGGGCUUCUCCACAACCUUUGAAAACGAUGGCAGGGAGCCAUCUGCGCUCACAUACAUUGUGGAGCCGCCAGACCUUUCUCGCAUCUCGGACCAGCAACUUGUGAUUGCAUUCAAGAACUUGCUGAAGAAAGAUGAAAUUACUCGAACCAAGGCGCUGGAAGAGCUGAAGGAAUACAUUUCCUCGGUGGAAGCAAAGAGUGGGACCCUUGAUGAAGGCUUUUUAGAAGCAUGGGUUAAAAUCUACCCUCGGGCUUCAAUUGACUUGUCACGGCGGGUGAGGCAACUGGCCCAUACUAUUCUGGGCUCCAUUGCAGGCGUUGUUGGAAAGAGAAUCGCACCUCAUCUUUCGAAGGUUGUUGGGGCUUGGCUGGCAGGGCUUUACGAUAAUGACCGCCCAGUCCACCGCUCUGCCUUGGAUUCUCUUACCACGGUCUUUUCUACUGAGGCCAAAAGGAACAAUCUGUGGAAGAUUUACCAAGGCUCCAUCCUGGACUUUGUUGAAGAUGUCGUUCUCCAUCAGAAGCCAUUGACAUUGAGUGAUGAACGGACGGUCAAGCGCGAUGAUGCUGAGGCUAAAUACGCGCGAGUCGUGGGAGCUGCUAUUUUGCUUUUCAACCGCAUUUUAGGCAAUUCACCCGACGAGGAUCUUCAGAGGAAUCUUCCAGAAAUCGAAGGUUUGCUUGGAAACAAGGCUCUGUGGGCUUUCUGCACUCACGAUGACCCAUUUGUGCGUCGUUCCAUAUACAUUCUUCUACGUUCAGCCAUAUCUCGCGAGCCGGGAUGGGUUGACUGGAAGGUCCUGAGUUCAGCCAUUAUUGGAAAGUCACUAUCCGCCCCGCAGCUAGGGUCUUCUUCUGAAUUAUCUGAGACUCUUCUGCUCUUGACAUCGUUACGGCCGCAGAUAUGGACAGAUGACUACACGGGAAAGACUUCUGCGUCAAAAAGGCUGCGCCAGUACAUCCAGAAAGGGUCCCAGGGAGGCCUUGGGAACUUCUGGUCAAACCUUGAUCAGGUGCUUCGAAUCAUCCCACAUGAAGUGCUUGCGGGAGCCGAAAAAUCCUCUACUAAUGGAGUAGUCUCCAUUUCUAGUGCAUCUGCUCUUACAGAAGUUCUCCAGGAAGGUCUUAAUUCUAGAGAGGAGCCGCGCCAAAACCUAACUAUUGGGUGGAAGACCUACACCAGCAUUGGGGCGUGGCUCUCGACUAUUGUGCCCCAGGACCAGCAACCCGAGCUCAUUCAGAGCAGGCUAUCUCCGUUGGUGGUUAACUACGUGCGACCUAACCCUGAGCUGGCUCAGUGGUCCCUCCCCCUCCAGCCAGCUGAGGAAAUUUGUGCUGAUUGCCUCGCCACGCUCGUAUCUUACGGACAAUAUGAAUGCCUGCAGUCCCUCUGGACGAAGCUUUCAUGUGAUCUGCUAGAGGCUGUGAAACUAUCAUCCCCAGAGCAAUCAAAGGACUUCCGCCCAUCUCAGGAUGUAAUUUGCUCCGAAUCUAACCGUCUCCUUGCAUUGGAGCCCGCUGUUCUUUCACGGAUUUCAGAUGCUGAGAGUGAAGAGCAAGCGCGGAAGAUCUUUGAGAAGUCAAAUCUGUUUCUUCUCGAAGGAUGCUUGCAAGUCCUUCGUUCACGCAACGGCAAACCCUAUGGUGCUGCUGGGGUAGUUGAAGAAUGUAUUCGCCGCCUGCCUUCGGUUGCGAAAGGCUCGCAGGAUCUCCUUAACUUUGUUCAAAACGAUGCACCGGAGCUCCUAUUUUCUCCAUCGGGUGAUCGCCUCAUUAAGAUUAUUUUGGCUUGUCGGGAGUGGGAUGGGUUCUCCUCCAGCUUUGAGAAUGUCCUCGAACGCGCAAUGGAACUGGAGCCUGAGCUAUCUAACGCCCACAUCCUCCAAAGCCUGCUAUCAAGCCUCAAUUUCAAUGAAGUCGGGGACAAAGUCAAACUAUCCUCAUUAAUCAUGCGGGCCCUGGAUAAGGCCUCCAAAGGAAGCCAUUCUCACUGGUCUAUUAUCACUUCUGUCCUUCAAAACCAGACAUCUGGAGGCGAAAUGGCCGAUCAAAUAUUCUUGUCCAUCAUUGAUUCGUUGUCCAAAGAUGAUAGAGUCGUUGAGGCCCUGCACGGACUCUCUCAUCUUGGACAAGCUGUUCCCUCUGCAGUCCGUGAAUUUCAGAGUGGAGCGCAGGGCUCAAAACUGACUGGGAAGCUGUUGUAUUUGACUGAGUCUCCAUCAGAAGAGGUCGCAAAUCUGGCUGAGUCAUUGAUGAGAACUUUCAAGGAAACUGUUGUUGGAGAUACGAGCAUCAAGUCGAAGAUUGAAAUUCUUCGUAGUGGGUUUACUUAUGCCAAUGAGGAAUCCUUAUCGAUUGAAUCUCUCUUUGCUAUUGCAGCGGAGCUAUUGCAGGGCCUCGCAGCAAGUGAGGCCGACUAUGACAUCAGGGAUAUUCUGCCUUCUCCGAGUGCAUGGGAGAAAGCGAUGGGACCCUUUCUUCAGCUUCCACCGCGCGUUUCGACGACCAUAACCAGCCCACUAGGAGGUAUUGUCAACCUUGUUCAGCGCGACGUUUCAGACUCAUUCAAGGCAUUAUGGCUUGCCAUUCCUCGCGACUCCGCCCGUUGUUCUGCUGCAUUCCGAUUGGCAGGCUUUACAGUCCAGGUUUUGUCCUCCUUUGAGAUCAUCAACCGUCUCACCAAUGAGGAUCUCGAAAUUCUCCUUUAUUAUCUGCCGCUAGCUGUGCAGCUGAUCGACGAUGACCUGAGCAUCGAGCAUUGCAAUGGAAUCACAGGGCUGGAACUGGCAGACCAACGUGAGGACUACCUGGAAAUCGUCUUCAAAGGGCGGCAGAUUAUCAGCAACUGGAUCCACGCGAAGGAGCCCUUGACUUCAUCAUCUUCGGAUACCACUGUUUCAUCUUCCUUAAUCUCUUUUUGGAAGAGCAAGUUGGAAUCACUGAAUGGAAACUCGCCCAUUGACUAUCGGAUCGGAGAGGCUUUCACCAAAAUCAUGACCUCUGUGGAUGUAGUCGAGCAUCUUAAAUCGGCAGAUGAUGUUGCUAAGAUUUGCCGUGAGUCAAGGACUGCUAAUGCUAUUCGUUCGGCAUCAUGGUUUGCUGUUUUACGAAGUUCCAUUCUCUCAAAUCCUGCCGGGAACAGAGUCUGCAAUGAGUUGGUUGCAGAUUCAACAGGACUCAGGGCCCAAGAUCCCUCUUCUGAUGGACUGCGAAAACUUGCAUUGCUCAACAUUCUGCUUUCCGGAGAAGAAGACAUUGUAUCAACUAUUCCGACACAACGAUUGGUAUUCCUUAGCAAGCGUCUUAUUGAAUGCCUUCAAUCCGACAUAAAAUCUCUCGGGCUAAGAGCGGAAAUCAUCAGGACUUUGACAUUCAUUCUUCCUGGUCUCACCGAGAUUUAUGGGUCCCACUGGGAGGAAAGCAUGGAUGUUCUGAGUAUGAUCUUUAGAGAGACCCACGGCGGGGAGGAGGGGCUAUCACUUCUGGUCUCUUCUUUCAGAUUUUUCGCGUGUCUGAAAUGCAUGGCAGAGGGAGACAGCAACGACGACCUGCAAGAUGCUUGGUCGGAACGAAAGAAUGGACUGUUCAAUGAACUGGCCUCUACCAUUGGAAAGUUCGAUUCUACGACCACUUUCCAUCAACCUCGUGAUGUCGCUGUUGAGCUUCUACGACGUCUCAUUGACUCCAUCCCAAUUGAGAAGCUGGAGGAUGUCAGCGGGGUCUUUGGUCUCUUGACCGCACACAGCCGCUCUAUCCAGCGCGCUGCAUAUACUAUCCUCCAUCGAUAUAUUCCCCAAGCCCAAGAACAAGUCUCCUUUGAUGUGGCCCUGUCAAAAACUGCAGUUGACCUUCCUGAUGAGCUCAUAUCUUUGCUGCUUGAGCCCCCGACAAUGCAGAUGGUCAACACGGCCUAUGGAGAUGACAAGAUGUGGACUACCAUACGUGCCUACCUCCUGAGUUGGAAGGUGAUCUUUGAUCAUUUCACCAAUGCGUCACUCCCUGUUCGAGAGCACUACGCAGCAAACAUCAAGGAGAACAACGUCUUGAUUCCUUUGCUGGAGUUUACAUUUGAUUUUCUUCAGAAGUCUCACGGCAAGAUUGUUGAUGCAUCCAAGCUUGAUGUACAAAAUUUUGAGCCGGAUCAGUCUGAGAAUGCAGAAAAGGAAACUCAAUGGCUUCUGGUACAUUUGUACUACCUCUGCCUCCGCCACCUGGCGAACAUGACGAAAAACUGGUGGAUCGACACCAAGAAACGGAUCAAGGGACCAGUAGAAUCCUGGUCGGAAAAAUAUAUCUCACCACUUGUGGCCGCGGAUUCUCUCCAGGAUGUUACAGACUGGAUUUCCACUCAAGAUCCUAACGAGGAGCGAGCUUUGAGCGUGAAGAUUUCCCCUAAGACCGCUGAGAUCAUCGCUAGCAUUCCUGUCGAUGAGGAAUCACCCCCCGUUUCCAUUUCGAUCUCUCUACCACCCGCAUACCCUCUUCAUCCCGCACUUGUGGUCGGCCGUAGCCGAGUACUUGUGGACGAGAAGAAGUGGAAGAGCUGGUUGCUUACAAUCCAAGGAGUCAUCAUGUUUGCCAAUGGUAGCCUGAUUGAUGGGCUCCUCGCCUUCCGGCGGAACGUGCAGGGUGCCCUGAAGGGCCAGAACCCCGAACAAGCGAUGUGCCACCUGCAAGAAUACCUUCCACUCGGUCUGCCUGUUCCGAUGGUUCAAGAGCAGCAACCAGAGCACCUGCCCGCUCUGCCGCAACAACUUUGUAUAUGUUUGAACGUGUGUGAACGCCGGAUAUUCGCGCGUUUGGCCCAAUCGCCGCGGAGUGACACUAUUUCCGUGGGGCGCCAAUCCCCCACCCGUCCGAGCUCCAAGCUUCCUCCACCCUCCUUCAUGGCCGCGUCGCAGAUUCCGAACCUUAACCUUCUACGCCGAGGCCGAGGCCAAGGUCGUGCAGGUAGUCGUGGAGUUGAGGACCGCCUUAAUGCUCGCCCCUCCGCUAGAGACCGCGUCGUGCAGGAAACCGACAACGACGCGAGUGUCUCCCGCUUGAGCGCUGUUGAGCUCGGAUACCUCGAUGAUCCCUACGCGACAGCAUUGACGCCGCCUGGUUCUGCAACGAGACGUUUCCCGAUUAUUAACAGGGGAACCUACGUUCGUACGACCGCAAUUGACCAGCUCGUGUCCCGUUUCCUUGGGCCCUACAGCCCUGAGACUCCAAGCAAGCGUAAACAGAUCAUCUCGCUAGGGGCUGGGUCAGAUACUCGCAUCUUCCGGCUUCUUACCUCGCGGAAACCCGCCGACUUCGUCUACCACGAACUUGAUUUUGCUGUCAACACAUCUGCAAAGAUUCGUGCGAUCCAGUCAACGCCGAAUCUACAACAGGCGCUGGGAAUUGAUUCGUUGAGCACCGAUGUGACUGUGUCGGAGGCAGGCGAUGCGCUGCACACACCCUUCUACCAUAUCCAUGCAUGCGACCUACGAUCCUUGUCGGCGAGUACCUCUCUCCCGGAAGCGCUCCCAGGCGUGGACAGGAGUCUGCCGACAUUGUUGAUCUCAGAAUGCUGCCUCAUAUACUUGUCCCCUAUUGAGGCCGUACAGGUGGCAACUUUCUUCACCGAACAUCUCUUUGGUUCUACGCAUGUGCCCUCCGGGGAUAGUGACGAGCCGCAGAAUUUACAGGCUGCCGCCCCCUUGGACUGA